GUCUAAGUCCCGACCUGCAGUCGAUGGAGCAGGUGCGGCGGAUAAUGCGGCCAACGGACGUGCCCGAUCAGGGCCUGCUGUGUGACCUGCUGUGGGCCGAUCCCGACAAGGACAUCAUGGGCUGGGGGGAGAACGACCGUGGAGUCUCCUUCACUUUCGGUGCCGAUGUGGUCGCAAAGUUUCUGCACAAGCACGACCUCGAUCUCAUCUGCAGGGCACACCAGGUUGUGGAGGAUGGCUACGAGUUCUUCGCCAAGCGACAACUGGUGACAAUUUUCUCGGCGCCCAACUACUGUGGCGAGUUCGACAACGCUGGUGCCAUGAUGAGUGUCGACGAGACCCUUAUGUGCUCAUUUCAGAUUCUGAAGCCAGCCGACAAGAAGAAGUUUCCGUACGGUGGCAUUGCAGCGGGAGGGGCCAAGCCAGCACCACCAAAGCGGGGACAG
This is a messenger RNA of Rhipicephalus microplus (southern cattle tick), 446 nucleotides long. Its product is annotated as serine/threonine-protein phosphatase PP1-beta. Gene Ontology annotation, molecular function: protein serine/threonine phosphatase activity. Lineage: Eukaryota; Metazoa; Arthropoda; Arachnida; Ixodida; Ixodidae. The record is from RefSeq and is a predicted model, not a curated record. Gene Ontology annotation, cellular component: cytoplasm; nucleus.